This is a messenger RNA of Vicia villosa (hairy vetch), 1887 nucleotides long. Its product is annotated as protein EMSY-LIKE 3-like. Gene Ontology annotation, cellular component: nucleus. The transcript has 10 exons. The record is from RefSeq and is a predicted model, not a curated record. Gene Ontology annotation, biological process: defense response to fungus. Lineage: Eukaryota; Viridiplantae; Streptophyta; Magnoliopsida; Fabales; Fabaceae. Bases 242 to 1558 code for a protein of 438 amino acids.
UCCCAACUCGCUCGUACGGUACCCAUAACUCAGUGCCCGAGUCCGACACGACAAAUCCAAACUCAACUCUUCACAGACCUACAAUCUUCGAUUCCUGCCGCAAAACCUCAAUCAUUGUUCCACUUCUGUUCCAUUCUCAUCCUAAACUCCUCGUUCCUCAUUCGUUUUCAAUUCGGUGGAAAACUGUUUUUUUGCGCUUUUUGUUUGGAUCUGAGUACUUCCGUUCCCGUGAAAUCUGGCUAUGGAUUACGAACCCUACGAUAGUAGCGGAACUGAUGAUGAUCUUCCACCAACACAUCAGAAUAGAAUUCCUAGAGGGGCGCGUCUCGCCGGGAAUGGAAGAUCUGCAGGAGGUUCAAUGUCAUACCCCAGGAUGUAUGGUGAAAUUGACAUGGAAACUCAAAUUCACCAACUUGAGCAGGAAGCGUAUAGUUCGGUUUUACGAGCCUUUAAAGCUCAGGCGGAUGCCAUUACUUGGGAGAAGGAAAGUUUGAUAACAGAACUAAGGAAAGAACUAAGAUUAUCAAAUGAGGAGCACAGAGAACUUCUAGGCCGUGUUAAUGCCGAUGAUGUCAUACGAAGGAUAAGGGAGUGGAGACAGACAGGAGGCCAUCAAACUGGUGUGUUGAAUUCUGGACAAGUUAUUCACGAUUCAGCUCCGAGUCCAACAGUCUCUGCAUCUCGGAAAAAGCAGAAGAUAACAUCGUCUGUACCCUCACAAUCUUUUGGUGGGCCUUCUCCUUCAUUUCACCCCCAACCAGUGGCUGCACCCCACCAACCAUCUUCUUCUGUUGGAAAACGCGGUUCUGUUCCGGGACAUAAGGGCAAGAAGCAGAAACCUGGCCAAGUAUUACCAGGAGGAUCUUCUAUAAAGCAAUACCCUUCAUCCGGACCAGGGGGAAGGAAUCAAGUACCUAAUAGAGUUACUUCUGGUACGGUCGCAGGUGAGCUUGCUGAAGGAGCAUCGUUUGAUUCUCUCAAUGGUAGGAGAUUACGGACAAGAUGGCCCGAUGACAAUAAUUUCUACGAAGCUGUUAUCACCGACUACAAUCCAGUCGAACGUCGACACCAUCUGGUAUAUGACAUGGGGAGUACAAAUGAAACAUGGGAAUGGGUUAAUCUUUCAGAGAUCUCUCCAGAAGAUAUUCAGUGGGUAGGUGAGGAUCCUGGGAUCAACCGCGGGGGUUUUGGCGGAUCUGGUCGUGGGAUGAAUAAUAGGUCAGUAGGUCGCGAUAGUAUUCCAGGAGCUGGAAGAGGAGGUAGGGGAGGUACAAAAGGGCAAUCCAAAAAAGAUUUAUUGCCAUCACAGAAUGGAAUAGGAAAGAAAGCUUUGGAAGAUAUACAAAUACUUCACACAGACACACUAGUUAAGGAGGUGGAAAGGGUGUUCAGUGCAAAUCAUCCAGAUGCACACGAAAUUGAGAAAGCCAAGAAACUAUUGAAGAAUCAUGAGCAAGCUCUUAUAGAUGCAAUUGCAAGACUUGCAGAUCUUUCUGAUGGUGAAAGUGAUGAGGGUGGUCACCAUUUCUCGCAUGCUAAAUCAAUGGAUCGAGAAUGAUGGAACUCCAAUGUUGUACAAUGGGAAAAAGAGGCAUUUUUAAGGAGAAAAAAAGCAUAAAGUGAUGGAAAAGCUUAGAUUUUUUCCAUGUAUUGUGCCAUAGAAGAUCAACUUAACUGACAGAUGAUAUAGCUCUUGAGCAUGACUUGUGCAUUAGUGAUUCAAGUAGGAUGAAUAUUCUGUAAUUUGGUAAUAAUUAUUUAUUGAGUGAAGUUUGACUUAGGAUCAGCUCAUAGUUGUAAAAGAAGUAUGAUAGUGUAUUUCAUUCCUAUAUUUGUUGUAGCAAAUUGAGUUGGCUCUUUCAUUUAAAAUAUAGGACAAAUUAGACA